CGCGCUCGGGUUGUCUGGAAAACGCGUGCAGGCGUUCUCGUACCGCAGAGCGGCGCGCAGCCUGGCGGUGCUCAAAGGACAAAGGUCUGUGAGCCCGAGUGGUCACUCUGAAACUACGGCGGUCUGAGGAAAACCAACUAUCACCAAAGAACUGAGGAAUCCCUUUUUAUGAGAUUGGAAUGCCAGCUCUGUGGAUUGUUUGUGAUCUUGGUGUCUUUACGGGCUCCUCUUCAGGCUGUUUCCAGGGAGGAGACUAAGGAUCAGAGUUAGUGGACACAAACUUAUCAAUCACCCCUGCUGUGGACCACUUCUGGAGGUCCAAGAUGCCAACUUCUACAAAGAAGGGAUCUGUAUGCUCCAUGGCCGCUGGACUAAGUGUUGUAAUGGGCAUUCUGCUCACUGGAAGAACGUAGCCAGGAUCUGGGAAGAGAUGAAUGCAGAUCCUAUACUUCAAGAGACCUUAAUUAAAAGAUCGCAGCAAAAGAAACGGAUUUCUCCACUCAACUACAAAGAAAGGCUCUUUGUCUUAACAAAGUCCAGAUUAACAUAUUAUGAAGGUCGUUCUGAGAAAAAACACAAAAAGGGCUCCAUUGAUCUACAAAAAAUCAAGUGUGCAGAAAUUGUGAAGCAUGACAGUAGUCCCAUUCCUUGUCAAAACAAGUAUCCUUUUCAGAUUAUUUAUGAUUGUAAUACCCUGUACAUUUUUGCUCCAAGUGCUGACAGCAGAAACAUGUGGGUGAAAAAGCUCAAAGAAGAAAUAAGAAAUAAUGAAUUAAUAAUGCCAAAAUAUCACCCAAAGUUCUGGACGGAAGGAUCGUGGCAGUGCUGCAGGCAAGCAGACAAACUUGCUCCAGGCUGUGAGGAAUAUAACCUGUUUAGUGAUAUUAGUCGUAAACCACUUCCACCAACACCAGAUGAUAUGUUUAACAAUCUCCCAGGAAGUGGUUGUAAACCUUCAGAUUAUUUAACAGAAGAUAAUGAAGAGGAGGUGGCAGAAGAAGAGGAAGAAGCUGAGCUCAUUCUUGCGAUGUAUGACUUUGAAGCACUAGAGCCCCAUGAUCUAAGUCUGGUUAAGGGUGAAGAAUAUGUACUGUUAACAAAGUCUGAUAUGCAUUGGUGGAGAGCAAAAGAUAAGGAUGGAAAUGAGGGUUACAUACCAAGUAAUUAUGUUACUGAGAAGAAAUCCAGUAAUUUAGAGAAAUAUGAGUGGUAUUGCAAAAAUGCUAAUAGAAGUAAAGCAGAAUAUUUACUAAGAUCUGAGGAUAAAGAGGGAGGGUUUCUUGUGAGAGAUUCCAGCCAGCCUGGGAUGUACACAGUGUCUCUUUACACCAAAUUUGGAGGAGAGGGAUCUAUUCGACAUUACCAUAUAAAGGUAUCUGAGACACCUCACAGACUGUACUAUCUGGCAGAAAAGCAUUUGUUUGAUAAUAUUCCUGAUUUAAUUGAAUAUCAUCAAUACAAUGCAGCAGGUCUUGUCACGAGAUUACGAUAUCCAGUGGGCCGCAAAGGACGAUCGGCACCUAAAACUGCCGGCUUUAGCUAUGAUAAGUGGGAAAUAAAUCCAUCUGAACUAACAUUUAUGAAAGAGUUGGGAAGCGGACAGUUUGGAGUGGUACGCUUAGGGAAAUGGCGAGCUCAACACAAAGUAGCAAUUAAAGCAAUCCGUGAGGAUGCAAUGAGGGAAGAGGAUUUCAUAGAAGAAGCUAAGGUCAUGAUGAAGUUAUCGCAUCCUAAAUUAGUUCAACUGUAUGGAGUUUGCACGCAACAAAAGCCCAUUUAUAUUGUGACUGAAUUUAUGGAACUUGGCUGUCUACUGAACUAUCUCAGACAAAGAAGAGGGCAGCUGAACAAUGAAAUGUUACUGAGCAUCUGUCAGGAUGUGUGCGAAGGCAUGGCAUAUUUGGAAACAAAGAAGUUCAUUCACAGAGAUCUGGCUGCAAGGAACUGUUUGGUGAGUGAAUCACAUGUGGUGAAGGUGUCUGAUUUUGGAAUGACCAGAUACGUCUUGGAUGAUCAGUACACUAGUUCUUCAGGUGCUAAGUUUCCAGUGAAAUGGUCUCCCCCUGAGGUGCUACAUUACUCUAAGUUCAGCAGUAAAUCGGAUGUUUGGUCAUUUGGUGUUCUGAUGUGGGAAGUUUAUAAUGAUGGAAAAAUGCCAUUCGAAACUAAAACAAAUGCAGAGGUAGUUGAAUUCAUUUCAUCUGGCUUUCGAUUAUAUCGACCAAAACAAGCAUCGAAACCUGUUUACGAGAUCAUGAAUCAAUGUUGGCAUGAGAAAGCUGAAGGAAGACCAUGUUUCUCAGAUUUGCUAUUGAUGAUUAAUGAAGUGAUGGAACCUGACUAUUAAAUAGACUUUCAGAUUGCUCUUUUGGAAUUAAGUCAAAAAUCUGCAAAUUCAUUAUUGGAUUAUGACAAGUUAUUUUUGAUGUUUGUCAAAAGUUCAAACAAUCAGUUGAAUGCUUUGUGUAGAUUUAAGACUUUUUAUGGUGAUUAGAAACAAGAAACCAUCUGUUAAAGCAUGAUUAUGAGGCAUAUGCAAUAUUAGCCAUAAGGGUACAUACUUAUUGAGUAAUAGAUCCAUUUUCUGUGAUAAAAUCUCAGCGGAUUCCACCUAGAGUGCAAUACCGAUACCUUUUGUUGAACCUGAUCCUGAAUUCUGAUUUUUUGAGUACUUUUUUUUAUUGACAAUUCCAAAUCAUAAGAGCAACUUUUAAUCCACAUCCUACUGUUCUUGACACUAUACAUAUAAUUAAAACAUCAAAAAUAAUCGUUGAACAAAUUUUAUGAACUUUAAUUCUUUACUUCCUCUGCCUGAGUUGAAUAUUCUAUGAGUGCAAUAGCAUAAAUCUGCAGCAUUAUGCCACACAAUCCUGCUGAAUUACUGAAAACUUACAUAAUCUUUCCCAAUCAUGUUGAAGUUUUGUGUUUUUGUACUAUGUAAGUAGUACUCAUGCAAUUACCGAUGUGAAAGUAACUAUUGAAAAAUUGAGUCCAUAUUAUCUUUCCAUAGAAGUGGCAAUAUAACUGUAAAUAACAGUAGGAAAUAAUAUUGCAAACAAGAGAAAAUCUGCAGAUGCUGGAAAUCCAAGCAACACUCACAAAAUGCUGGAGGAACUCAGCAGGCCGGGCAGCAUCAAUGGAAAAGAGUAAUUUUGAUCUAUAUGCAUGGAAAAAUUAAUCUAGUUUCAGAUAUGUCAACAUUCCUCAACACCUUGGGAAUUUUUUUACAUAACUGGUUGUGAUGGACUUUUUGAUGGAAAAUUUAGUUGACUGAAAGUAUUGACUAUCUGACCUAAGUACAUCAGUCAAACAUUCAGUGGUGUUUGAGAAUAUUUUAAUUCAUGACGUGAAUCAGCACAUUGUAAUCUAAUCAUCUUUACUGAUUGAACUAUCUUUCACAUUUAUUUAAGCAAGGCAAGUUCAUCCUAGAUGUCACAAAUACCAGCAACACCUGGAAUUCAGAUUAGGGGCAGUUUGGGAUUCCAGUUCUUUGGUACAAAGCAAGCAGAAGAAUAUUGAGUAAACACGAGGAAAUCUGCAGAUGCUGGAAAUUCAAACAACACACACAAAAUGCUGGUAGAACACAGCAGGCCAGGCAGCAUCUAUAGGG
Molecule: messenger RNA, 3610 nt
Organism: Hypanus sabinus (Atlantic stingray)
Lineage: Eukaryota; Metazoa; Chordata; Chondrichthyes; Myliobatiformes; Dasyatidae
Gene: tec
Product: tec protein tyrosine kinase
Exons: 20
Coding region: 353-2347 (664 amino acids)
Biological process (GO): T cell receptor signaling pathway; intracellular signal transduction; adaptive immune response
Molecular function (GO): ATP binding; protein binding; non-membrane spanning protein tyrosine kinase activity
Source: RefSeq, a predicted model, not a curated record